UCACACUGUCCUGCAGUUUCUGUCCUGCACAAACAGACUUAUUGCGCGGUGAAGACCCAGACACUCACAUGUAAAAAAAUGAAGUCCACGUUUUUCUUCUUUUUCAUCAUUUGGUUUGCAGAUGCAGAGCUGAAACCCCGGAAAGGUUCCCGGGUGGUAUGCACUUUCAAAGACAAGACAUACAGCCCAGGAGACAGCUGGCAUCCCUAUCUGGAGCCCUUUGGAUUCAUGUUCUGCAUGCGCUGUGUCUGCACAGAGACAGGCCAUGUGAAAUGUAACACGAUCAAGUGUCCUGCUCUGCCCUGCGAAAACCCAGUAGCAGAGCCUCAGCAGUGUUGUCCGAGAUGCACAGAUGAGCCCAGGAUCCCUGCAGGGCUGAGAGCUUCAGUGAAGUCCUGCAGGUACAACGGAAGUGUUUAUCAGCCGGGGGAGACCUUCACCAAGCUCGACCUCUUCCCAUCCAAGCAGAGCAAUCAGUGUGUCAUGUGCACAUGCUCUAAUGGAAAUAUCUUCUGUGGUUUGAAAACCUGCCAACCAAUCACCUGCUCCUCUCCAUUCUCAGUCCCAGAUACCUGCUGUCUGGUGUGUAGAGAUCAUAGCACGAGUGGCUCCUCAUCAACUGAGGAGGGGAACCAGCAGCUGAACAGAGGCGUUAGGCACUCAGUCGAUCAGUGCUCAGGAGAGCUGAGCAGGGCGCGGUUCGACCGUGCCACUCCACCCAGGGUCAGGGCUUCUCCCAGAGGCCUCGGUAAACUCAACCUAAAAGGAGCUUCAGAGACCACCGUGAAGAUUUUGUUGCAGAGGAAACACCAAAGAGCGUGUUCCUACAAUGCUAAGACGUACUCUCAUGGAGACAUGUGGCACCCAGUUUUGGGUAAGGUCCUGGAAUGCAUCCUGUGCACUUGUACUGAUGGCCUCCAGGACUGCAAACGCAUCACGUGUCCCAGCCAGUACCCAUGCCAACAUCCUAUGAAAUCAGCAGGAAAGUGCUGCAAGACUUGUCCAGAACGUAAAGCUGAACGUAACCAGACCCAGUGUCAUAUCGGACCUAAAAGCAACGUCUUGGUGUAUAAAGUAGAGUCACUGUUGAAAGUGGAUCCACCCAACGCAGUCAAGAUCAUUGCUGUGGAAAGACAAAGUACUGCUGAGGUCGAAGUGCAAGUAUGGAAGACUCUAGAAGGUGUUUUAGAACUAAUAGAUAUCGGUGACGUUCAGAGAAGGAAUAUUGUGGAUAAUCCAGGAAAUUACACAUUACUGACAACACUUAAUGAAGAGACGUGGAGAAAGUUUAAAGAGGAGGAAGAACAUUUGAGUACAGCUCCUCUCACCACAAUUUGUGAAGACGGCAUUCGGGAGAUGGUGACUUUCUUAAAUCCCAAGCAGACAGAAGACGUAUGCCCACCCUGAAGGAUUGUUUACUCCCUUGACACUCUUUGUAUCGAUGUACCGAAUAACUACAUGGUUAACAUACAGUAAAUACUUUAUCCUUACAUGUUGCACUCCGAUGUCCUGCGUCGUUUCUGUAUUACAUGUUGAAUUUCUCAAUUAUAAUAUUGUUUACCUAUUAAAACGUUGUUGUCAGUCGUGAUUUUAACCAUCACAGAUAUUGUAUAAGUACAUAAUUAGGUUUCAAAACACAGCUGGCAGAUAGUUCUGACACCUGUCGUGAUUAAAAUGUGACCAGGUUUUGUGGAGUAUAGUGAUGGCCUCAGUGUGCAUCUAUUGAAUGAUUGAAGACCUUUCUGGAUCAGCAUUUUUCAAACAAACUCUUUGCUAUAAACAUAUGAAAAUAAUUGUAGGCCUCUGUUCAAAAUGUAAAGGCUGUUAUAUGAUUAUCAACAUAUUUAUUGUUAAUACAAACAGAGUUUUGUCACCUUAUUUAAAAUGUAUUGUUUUUUGUGUGAUUUCUGUAUAUACAUUUGAAUAUUUCCUUUUUUUUUUUGCAUGUUAUUUGGGUUUGAUCUGUCAGCCAAUACACGGCUGUGUCGAAGCUGUUUAUUUUAAGCGAGAAAAACAGCCUUCUCCUAAUCCUUCAGAUGUGAAAAUAAAGACAUUGAGUAGCUAUUU
This is a messenger RNA of Eleginops maclovinus (Patagonian blennie), 2067 nucleotides long. It is a transcript of the gene chrdl2, whose product is annotated as chordin-like 2. Gene Ontology annotation, molecular function: BMP binding. The record is from RefSeq and is a predicted model, not a curated record. NCBI's taxonomy places the organism in Eukaryota, Metazoa, Chordata, Actinopteri, Perciformes, Eleginopidae. Gene Ontology annotation, biological process: cell differentiation; negative regulation of BMP signaling pathway. The transcript is spliced from 11 exons. Bases 79 to 1407 code for a protein of 442 amino acids.